Rhodofomes roseus is the source of this 1063-nucleotide messenger RNA. RefSeq lists its product as uncharacterized. The transcript has 6 exons. NCBI's taxonomy places the organism in Eukaryota, Fungi, Basidiomycota, Agaricomycetes, Polyporales, Fomitopsidaceae. The coding region runs from base 213 to 941 and encodes 242 amino acids. The record is from RefSeq and is a predicted model, not a curated record.
GUCGACAUGCGAGGCUCACGCUUUGACUUCGGGACCCUUUGACUGGUGCUUUGUCCCAGCGGGUGCCACGGCGCAGCAAUGCAGUAUAAAGUUGGGAUGUCCGAACGCGGGCCUCAUUGGGACGCUCCUGUUGACUCUUGGAAAGAGCCUCAGCUCCUGCUGGUACGACCACUGUCUACGACUUUACGACCCUCUGUAGCGCUAUCCAUCUUAUGUCUGUCUCGGUGACUAACGAAUCUCUCAUUUACUUCGCCCUUCGGUUAUGUAUUCUAUUUCUUUCUUUGGCGAUAAACGCGCUGCUGGUCGGUCUGACUGCGAUGGCUCUGUCCCUUGGUUCUGGCGGAGGCUAUGAAGUACUCUCGAUGAUUCUACAUGUUUUCGCAGAUCUGCUGGUGUUCAUGCGCACAAUCUGGGUUUUCCGCGUGAAAAAUCAAGGCAGCCGGGGCUGCCUCAUCGUGGACGGAUUCAUCUGGUCAUUGAGCUUCAUGGGUUGUAUCCUCCUCACGAUCCGAGCAGCCGCCGCCGGCGACUCCGGCCUCAUUCAGGAUUACUCCGCACUAGCGGACGCACGCAGUGCUGCUAUUGCAGUUCUGACCUUGUCUUGGCUAGCGUUCUCACUAGCUUCGAUGGGGAUAACCCUUGACCUGUUCCAGCCCUACCGGCCCGCGGACGUCACUCCCUUCACGCCCUACACGAACCCCCCGGAACGGCACCGGGUUGUCUUCCACAAGAACCACCGACCGCUGAAGAUCAUCGAGUUCCAGCGCGAGACGGAUCCGUACUACUGGAAACACCAGCCUAGUACCAAGCAGCAGCCCGCCAGGCACCAACCCGCCAAACAACCCGCCAAUAUGCAACAUCCACGAGCUCCGAAGCCGGCCUACGCACGCCCGACGCAGAAGCAGCCCGUGCGGAUGGAUGUGGCAUGGUCCAUGGCUUAGAGAGCCUGGACACUUCGACCUCAUAGGAGGCAAAUUUUCGAUCUUCUGCCCUGUGUGGCAUGGCCUAGCUUAUUUUGAUGUGAUGUAGUUCUAUAUGUUGUGCAAUGUUAUACUGCGAUAUU